Molecule: messenger RNA, 1224 nt
Organism: Chaetomium fimeti
Lineage: Eukaryota; Fungi; Ascomycota; Sordariomycetes; Sordariales; Chaetomiaceae
Product: Alpha/Beta hydrolase protein
Exons: 3
Coding region: 1-1224 (407 amino acids)
Molecular function (GO): hydrolase activity
Source: RefSeq, a predicted model, not a curated record
AUGAACCCGGAAGUCGACCAUGACAAGCAGAUCGUGGUCCGGGAACCGCCCCCCUUUCUCACCAAGGUCGUGUAUGCCAGCUACAUGUACGGCUUAAAGAGUAUCCUGAAUUCCGUGCUCUGGCUGCGCGAGUGGCAGGAAUCCAGAGACCCCCCCGCGGGCCAUCCCGACAUCGUCAAGAGUUAUGAAUGCCGCCCAAACCUACCCGUCCGCAUCUUCUUGCCGGCUUCCUACGACCAGACCUCGCAGGCCACACUUCCCACCCUCUUCACGAUCCACGGCGGCGGCUUCUGCAUCGGCCACCAGCGCGACGACGACGAAUGGAACCGUGCCUUUGCCAACACCCAGUCCGCCCUCGUCAUUUCGCUCAACUACUCCAAAGCACCCGCCUAUCCCUUCCCCACCGCCGUGCACGACCUCGAAGCUCUCCUGCUGGCCGCCCUCGCCGACACCUCCCUCCCCAUCGACCGGACCGACUCCCCCACGAGUCGCACAGCAAUCCUAGGCUUCUCAGCAGGCGCCAACCUCGCACUAUCCGUAUCACAACUCCCCAGCAUCCACAACCACCCCCUCACCCCAGCCGCCGCCAUCACCAUCUACGGCUCGCUCGACGUAAGCUACCCGUCCACCGAGAAGCUGCGCAACCGGCCCUGGAAGGCCGCGCUCGCCCCGCCGCGCGGCUCGCCCACCGACCUCCUCGUCAGCCUGGCGGCCGCCUUCGACUGGAGCUACAUCCCCUACGGUCAGGCCCUGCACGACCCGCUGCUCAGCCCCCACCACGCGCCGCGCUCCGCGCUGCCGCCGUAUGUGUGCUGUGUUGCGGCCGAGCUGGAUAUGCUCGCCCACGAGAGCUGGCGGGUGGCGUGUCGGUUGAGUAGGGAGGGGGGUGGGGUUGGUAGGGGGAGGAGGGUGGUGCCGGAUAGGGGGAGUGAGGAGCCCUGCUGGAGGGUGUGUGGGAAUUGGGCGAAUAUGGUGACUACAAGGCGGGGGGAGUUGAUUGGGUUGGUGCCCGGGAGGGAGGAUGAGAGGUUUGCGUUUGAGGAGACGUGGAGGGGUGGGGGGGUCAAGUGGUUGCUGGUGCCGGAUGUGUUGCAUGGGUUUGAUAACCCCCAUAUUAGGGCUAUUCUGGGAGGGGCGGAGGCGAUGAGGGAUGGGGAGAUGAAGACGAGGGCUUACAUGGCGGAGGUUGGGAGGUGGUUGAAGGAGGUGGUGUGGAAGUUGUAG